Molecule: messenger RNA, 4730 nt
Organism: Toxotes jaculatrix (banded archerfish)
Lineage: Eukaryota; Metazoa; Chordata; Actinopteri; Toxotidae
Product: ras and Rab interactor 2-like
Exons: 13
Coding region: 280-3273 (997 amino acids)
Biological process (GO): vesicle-mediated transport; signal transduction
Cellular component (GO): cytosol; endocytic vesicle
Molecular function (GO): small GTPase binding; guanyl-nucleotide exchange factor activity
Source: RefSeq, a predicted model, not a curated record
CCUCAGUGAUCUGAUCCAAGCCCGGUGUCUCUGAGCUGCAGUUAAACCAUGUAAUCCACCGAGGACGGGGACAUUGAGGCUCCUCGGUGUCGCCCGAAGACGGAACAAAACGGCAACAAGGCAACGCAGCGGCCGCGAGGUUUCCCCAUGGAGCGUGACCGGAGGAUUACCUCAGUGCAGAUUUAGUGGAGCUGAGCUCCGGCCCCUGCAGACACCGUCCCAGACGUAAACACACACUCAGACGUGAAAGGGACUCGGUCCAGAGGACAGGAAGUCAACAUGGCCUUCAGUUCAUCGUCCAGGAAUCCCCCCAGCGGCCUUACAGACAGGAGCGGAAGCUUCUUUAAGCUGAUUGACACAUUUGCACUGGAGAUCGGGGAGCUGAAGAAGGAGAUGGUUCAGAGCUCUCCGACUAUGGAUAAGGAGCCCAUCGAACUACAAGGACUGGAGAGUGAGGUGAGUGGAGUUUACCUGCAGUCCCCCCACUAUAGUGGUGUGGGGGGUGAAAGGGACUCAGGGUAUGACUCCUUGCGAAGGAGGAUGAGUGUGUUGGACAGGCUGAGUCAGACUCACCCGGUGUGGCUUCUGCUGGCGAUCAGUGAAGAGGAGGCCAAUCGCAUACUGCUCAAACAGCCAUCAGGGGUGUUCCUGGUCAGGAAGUCAGCAGCUCUGCAGAAGAAGGUUCUGUCUGUGCGUCUGAAGGAGGGUCAGUCAGGAUCUCCCAUCAGCCACUUCCCUGUCAGAGAGAGCCAGUACACCUUCUCUCUGGAGGGAUCUGGGAUAAGUUUUGCAGAUCUGUUUCGCCUGGUGGCUUUCUACUGUAUUAGCAGGGACGUCCUGCCUUUCACCAUCAAACUCCCAGAGGCCAUUGCGUCUGCCAAGACUCAAAAAGAACUGGAGGAGGUGGCUCAGCUUGGAGCUGGCUUCUGGGACUCUGCCUUGUGCAGUCAGCGUCGCACCUCCCCCCGUCCCUGUCGCCCUCAAAGCCGUACCCUCAGCCCGCAGCGAACCAACAGGAACAAAGAGGUCGGCGGGUCACAGCAGAGACACACCGGGGCUUACUGCGACAGCGCGCCUCCAACCUUACGGUCCCACACUCGUCCGCCUUCCUUUCAUCUGGAGGGAAGGCGUUCCAGUGGCCCUCUGUGCUUUGUUAACCCACUGUUUCUCCAGACUCAUCACCACCACCACCACUGUGAAGACCAUUCUCCUUCACGUGCUGUCAAGUCCGAUAACGACCUAGAGAAUGAGGGGAAAUCAUCCGUGACACCAAUAAGCAGCAGUGAAGAUAGUGGGCAACACACGGACAGCAUCAAACUGAACGACAAAUCAAGGCCCCGUCCCCCUCGCCCCCCUCCACCCCGAUCAAUGCCACGCCGCCGCCCUGCCCCACCUCCACCCGGACCUCCAGCAACUACCACCAGACCCAAGAGCAUGCCAGAGGCGGUCGCUGUGGCUGCUAGGCAUCACCAGUCCCCCAGCAGGCGCCCAGCACCAGCUCGACCACCAAUGGGUGCCAAGCACAGCAGCCUGUCCAAGACUGCAAGCUCACCAAUCCCUGUGCCUUUAAACCCACCACCCCCAAGGCCUAAAAAGCCUGACCUGGAAGCCCACCGCUGCCACAUUGCCCUGGACGAUGAGACCAUCGCCAAGGCCCUGUCUCGUGCCAAGCUUCCACCGUGCCAGCCUCCUCCUGCCCUCCCUGCUGAUGUACUACUGGAGAAUAGCGCUGGGAGUCCGUCCAGUCCUAAUGAGAGGGGACGCCAGCGGCUCAGUGACAUGAGCAUGUCUACUUCUUCCUCUGACUCACUGGAAUACUCGCAGUCUCCUGGAUUCUCCCUGGGCCUGGCACCCAGCCCGUCUGCACACCUAAAUCAUCAAGACCCAGUGGAAGACAGCAGCGAGGAGGAUGAUGAUGGGGAUGAAGACGAAGAGGAGGACUACGGGGUCAGCCUGGAGACAGAUCUGGAAAUGCGCCUCCGUCCGCCCUUUAAAGCGCGGAGGCGAAGGGUUGGUGUGAGCCUGAGUGGGGGGUCCUUUAUCCUCCCCAGGGCCUUGAAGGGACGCUUCCGCAAGGUGAGUGGGAUGCUGAGCUCCCUCAUGACCCCGGAGAGACGGGCAGUGAAAAGGAUUGCUGAACUGUCCAGGGACAAAAGCUCCUAUUUUGGCUCCCUGGUUCAGGACUACAUCAGCUUUGUUCAGGAGAACCGAGGCUGUCACACAUCAGGGAUGGAUUUUCUGCAGACUCUCAGACAGUUUAUGACGCAGAUGAAGGCUUACCUGCGCCAGAGCUCAGAGCUGGACCCGCCUAUAGAGUCACUCAUACCUGAGGACCAGAUCGACCAGGUACUAGAGAAGGCCAUGCACAAGUGUGUCCUGAAGCCUCUGAAGAGUGUGAUUGAGGUGGCCUUACAUGACUUCCAGGUCAGCAGUGGAGCUUGGCAGCAGCUGAGGGAGAACCUGGCCCUGGCUAAGACCAAGAGGCCCCAGGAGCUGGGGGUGGACGGGGCCGUGCCCCCUGAUCCCAUGGCUAUUGAGAAAAUCCGCCACAAGUUCCUAAACAUGAGGAAGAUGUACUCCCCCGAGAAAAAGGUGUCUCUGCUGCUGCGUGUGUGCAAACUCAUCUACACCAUCAUGCAGGAUAACUCAGGGAGGAUGUACGGUGCCGAUGACUUCCUGCCCAUGCUGACUUAUGUGGUGGCUCAGUGUGACAUGCCUCAGCUGGACACAGAGAUCCAGUACAUGAUGGAGCUGCUGGACCCAUCUCUGCUUCAGGGGGAGGGAGGGUACUACCUGACCAGCUCCUACGGGGCCAUGGCUCUUAUCAAGAACUUCCAGGAGGAGCAAGCAGCCCGUGUGUUGAGUUCCGAGGCCAGGAACACUCUGCACCAGUGGCACCGCCGACGCACCGCCCAGCGUUCGGUGCCGUCUGUGGACGACUUUCAGAACUAUCUCCGUGUAGCCCUGCAGGAAGGGGACACAGGCUGCACGGCCAAAACCCUGGUCGUCCACCCUUACACCACCACAGAAGAGGUCUGCUCACUCUGCGCUUACAAAUUCAAGAUCCCCGACCCUGAGAACUACGCACUGUUUCUGGUCACAGAGGACACCAGCCAGCAGCUGGCCCCGGACACUCACCCUCAGCGCAUCAAAGCCGAGCUCCACAGCCGGCCCCAUGCACAGAUCUUCCACUUUGUCUACAGGAGGGUGCCUAACCUUAACCUCUGUAUCCCUGCCACCAUGCAAAAUGGAAACUGUCUUCAAGCUGAAUAGUUGGAGGAGAAUGUCACAGCUUGCUGCACUUGAUCCUAAACUAUAAUUUUUGGUAUUCUUGUGGUGCUUGUAGAUGUUUGUUUUGUCGAUAGAUUUGAGGUGGUCUGAAAUAGAUGCCGGACACAGAAAGCCAGGCUGUAUAUUGGCAUUUUGAUGCAGAAUUUAAAUACGACAAUUUUGAUGUCAUACAGUUGAGAAGGAGAUUUGUUUUUUCUUACGAGAAAUAACCAAGUGAUAGGAUGGACUCUGGAAAGUUCAGGUGUUUUAUUUCUUACACCUCAGAAAUGUGUCUCAGAUAUGGGUCAAAAAGACAAAAUUAUGGUAACACUCAUUCAGUUUACGUUUAUCUCAAGUUAUAUAUAAUUCAACCGCUUGGAGUCUACUUGGCUUGUGUCUGAUUUGGUUAGAGCAUGUGCUGAGCAGAAAUCGUUGGAUCGUGUGUGGAGACUGAUUUGCAGGAUUUUUGUAUGUGAGAUUUAUAUGGAGAUCAAACUACAGAUAUACAUUGGACAUGUUUAAUGUCCUCAAAGCAGAGGUCAUACCGUACAAUAUUGCAUUUUAUGUAACUAACAUUUACCUUAACUGCUGUUAUCACAGGUGCCUUCAAAAGGAAUUGAACAUAACUGUAUGCUACUGAAAGCUUUCAGCUGUCAUCCAGUGAUUAGUCAGCUUGCAUCAAAAUGACCUUGAUUUAAACUUCAUGCUAAAACAUUAAUUUAAAAAGUAAAAUGAACGUUCUUGUUUUUUUUUUUUUUUUUUUUUGCUCUUAUGGGUUUUUUUUCUGCAAUUGCUGGUCAAUUGUAGUCUGUAUUACUGUGUAGAAUUAUUUUUAUAUUCAAAUGUUUUUUCAUCACUAAAGUGACAAAGAUUUGUAUUCUGAUUUAAAGUGUCUGUACUGGACUCAUUACUGGACUUGGAUUUAUGCCAGUUAUUUCUCAAAAAGUCAAUUUACAACAACACUGUUUCUACUGUUUGUUAUGAAAAGCUCCAAGCUGACCGUGGAAAAAUAUAAAAUUCUCUCCAAACAAAGCUACUUGCUGACUCCAACAUAAUAUUAUUUUUCAGGACGUUUUUCUGUUUUAUUUUUGAGAGGAAGUGUCAAUUCUUGGGCAUAAUAUCACAUGUUGUUGCGGCACAAUGAAAAAACUCUGACAGCACAGGAACAGUGGAGGAUUUACCUAAUGUAUAAAAUGUAACUCACAAAUGUCAGCCUUUAUACACACAUCACAGAUGAGACUGAUUUGCCAAAAAUAUAUGAAAUAACUCUCCACAGAGGUCUAAACUUAAGGUGGUAAGGUACGAGAAAUGUUUGUGGAGGAUAUUUAUUGCUUUUAUGCCUUAAGUUAAAUAAAGUGUUCUUGAGAAGGUCUCAUCUAAGAGUUGGAACAAAAUAUAUUGUUGUGUAACAGUAGAAUGGGAUUUUGAUGAGCCAUCAGGAAUUAUUAACACUGAACACU